UGACAGGCUAGCUCAUUUCUGCCUAUAACUUAAUUCGCUAAUUUUCAAAGUAGCCACACUAUCUAUAUUGUGCUACGUCGAUCAUUUUAUGUCAAACGUGUUUGUCAAGUGAAACCGGCAAUCAAAAUCAAAGCAUUUUAUUAGAAAAAUUGCCAAUUGCUAUUAGAAAAUAAGAUUAUUAAAAUAAAAAUUAAGCCUGCUCUACUUUCGUAGAUUGUAGAAAUGUAUUUUUAUGCAUUAUUCUUGUUACUACUAAGUAUAUUAUCUAACUGCCACGGCAACACACUACAAGGCACUAUUGAUCUGAAGCGGCUACAAAACAUCCUACAGGAAAAUGUGAAGAGUCAAGAUAUUACAUCAUUGUACUACUCAGUGAAGGGGCUGGCAGAACUUAAUGCUGACAUUCCAAAUAUCUGUGAAAUACUGAAAAACAUCAAGUAUGAUCCCAAAAACAUAGAACAGGUGUUCCAAGUGGCUAAUGCUGCUGCCAUAACCAGUUGCCAGAAUUUCAUGAGGCCAGAAAUCUUGAGUCCCGCUACACAAACACUAGACAGGAAGGAUGCCACUAUUGCUGACAUCUACCAUGCUGUCUUUACUCUAAGGGCAUUUGGCAAGGGCACUGUCUAUGACAAAGAAGAUGCUCUUAAGAAUCUUAUUCAGUUGUUGAAGAAGGAUGAUUCUCCAGCCAACUACGGCUACGUGUUCUCGCUGUGCGAGCACAUGGGGUGCGGCGCGUGGACGGCCGCGCACGCCGACGCCGUGCUGCUGGCCGCCGACGAGGCCGACGCCGCGCUGCACUUCGAGGGCGGCCUGCCCGCCACCGCCACGCUGCUCGCCGCCAUCCACAGGACGUUCAAAAACUUGAAGAAGCCGUCCCCUCUGACGGAGGAGCAGAGAUACAAGUUCGCGGAGUAUUUACUGACCAGACGGUCUGUCAACACGCCUAAGGGAGCCUGCUUGUUGCUCGAAGCGGCCAAUGCGCUCGCUGAUGAUGAGCCGACUCCGAUAAGCAUCUCCAUCAAGGGCAAGAAAUUCAUCACGUCGGAGUCUGACAGCAUUGAGUUCUCUAUCAGCGACCUGGUGGGCCGGCCCCUGCGCCUGCUCAAACCUGACGAAGUGCUCGCGCAGUCUGGCACGCGACUCGCCGACGACGUCGUCGUACUGUCCAAACAACCUCUGACACAGAAACCCAACGAACCGACCACUUUCGUGCUCAAUCUCAGCAAGAUUAAGGCUCAAUAUGGGCUGUACAAGAUUGCGUUGAGUGCUGGAUCUAAGACGACCAAUGUCAAUGUGGCGGUAUUAGGCGAGAUUCGCGUGAGCACCGUGGAAGUCGGCGUCGGCGACGUGGACGGCACUACCAGUCCCAAGCUGACCACUGUCGCAUACCCCAACAAGUUGACUGACAAGCUUCAGGCUGAUCAUUUGCAAAAAGUGAGCCUCAAGUUCAGCGUGCGCGACAAGUACGACAAGCCGGUCCUGGUGCAGCAAGCCUUCGUCCGCGUCGCCGCCGCCGACGACGAGACCAUCUUCGUGGCCGAGCCCGACAACACCAAGGCCUACAAAGUCGAACUCCGCCGUUUCCAACCCCAUCGCCUGGCCCGUCGGGACGUGCUGUUCAACUUCGGCAAGGAGGCGGCGGCGCGCGGCGGUGGCGCGGCGGCGGGCGCGGCGCGCGGCGCUCGGCCCGAGCUGGCGCACUCGUUCCGCGCGGCCGAGGCGCGUCCGGCGCGGCUGCUGUCGGACGUGUUCGCGGCGGCGUGCGGCGCGCCGCUGCUGCUGCUGCUGGCGCUGUGGGCGCGGCUGGGGCUCAACGCGGGCCGCCUGCCGGCCGCGCCCAGCGCGCUGGCCUUCCACGCGUCGCUGGGCGCCGUGCUGGCGCUGUACGCCUGCGUGUGGCUGCGGCUGUCCAUGUUCGAGGCGGCGCGCUACGUGCUGCCGCUGGCGGCGCUGACGUUCGUGUCGGGCCAGCGCCUGCUGCGCCGCCUGGCGCGCGACAAGCAGCGCUAG
Spodoptera littoralis (African cotton leafworm) is the source of this 2010-nucleotide messenger RNA. NCBI's taxonomy places the organism in Eukaryota, Metazoa, Arthropoda, Insecta, Lepidoptera, Noctuidae. The record is from the annotation of a GenBank genome assembly.